UCCUUCCGAGUAAAAAAUAUAAAUUUACAUUAUAAAAGCGUUACCAGUUAUUAUUGUAUAUACACGCAAAAUUAUUAGGGAAUAUAAUAAACGAUUGGAUCCUAUUACAAAAACAUAUUUAAUCGUAAUUUUUCUCGUAUUGUUUAUUAGUAAAGCGCGUUACACGGAUUAGUCAGCUGUUCAUUGACUCCAAUCGAGUCGUUGUCAUAGCUACCACAUAAGCAGGAUACUUCAUUUAAUAAUAAAGUGUUUAUAUUUAUUAAACAAUUUUAAAUAUAUCCAUAUAUUUGAUUGAAAUAUGAGUCCAACACAAAAGUAAUAAUUGAACGGAUAUUGAACGUAACCUUGUAUGAUUUAAAAAGAAUUUUAAAUAUACUAUUACCGAAAUAAUGUCGGUAGAUCAUAAUGAAAAAUAUAUUUUUGAGGCUGAGUGGUACGAUAAAAUAGCUGGUAUCUUAAAGAAUUUUUAUUUGUUCUACUACCCAUAUGACAAUACAGUUGAGCUGUUUGAUAUAAAAGCAAGAAAAACAUUUCUACGAAGAACAACAUGCGAGGGCAUACAAGCAAAGGAUUUUUACGUUGGUGCAAUCGUAACAAUAUUUUCGCGAAAUAUAAAAAUAACAGAUUAUGCGGAUUGUGCUACACGAACAAAAUUGCAAAUGAAAAUGCAAAAAACAUUUGCAAUGGUAAAGUCAGAUGCUCUUGACUAUUUGGGAGAAAUAUUGAAACGGACAGUCUCCUGUGAUUUUCAUAUUGCAAACAUUAAAAUGGUUAGACUGACUCAGGAAGAAGCAUCAAAGUUUUGUGAAGGGAGAGACAAUACAGACACAGCGUACGUUGUAAAUUAUCUUAUCUCAGGUCCUAUUGUAGCUUUAGAAUUAUUGGGCGACCAUGCAAUCACACGUUGGCUUGAGUUAAUUGGACCAGAAGAUACUGAAGAAGCUCGUACUAAAGCUCCAAACUCGCUCAGAGCUUGUUAUGGAAAAGAUACUGUACACAAUGCCUUACAUGGUUCUUUGAAUGAAGAAAAUGCAGAAAAAGAAUUAAAAUUGUUUUUUCCUGAUUCAAAAGGCAGAAAUAAAGGACCAGCAAAUACAGCUACUUUGAAAGAUUGCACUUGCUGCAUUAUUAAACCACAUGCUGUUCAAGCUAAAUUAACUGGAGACAUUGUCGACGACAUUCAGAAAGCUGGUUACACAAUUUCUGCUAUACAACAAUUUAAUGUUAAUCCAUUUGACGCAGAAGAAUUUUUAGAAGUAUACAAGGGUGUCCUUCCUGACUUUGGGGCCAUGGUAGGCGAGUUACAAUCUGGACCGUGUAUUGUUAUGGAGUUAAAACACAAAGAUGAAAAGUUUGAUGUGCAGGGAGAAUUCAGAAAAUGGUGUGGCCCUAUGGAUCCAGACAUGGCACGACAAGUAAGACCAAACACUCUUCGAGCAAAGUAUGGGAAGACAAAAGUCCAGAAUGCUCUACAUUGCUCUGAUUUACCUGAAGAUGGAAGUUUAGAGGUCGAAUAUUUUUUCAAGAUUCUUGAUUACAGUUAAAUACAAGAAGGACCAACGAAAAAUACCACCAGUUGCCUUAGAUAAGACAUAUUAAUUCUACAUUUAUAUAAAUUAAUUAUUUAUGAUAAGAUCGAAGUUAAAUGUUAUUUCC
Molecule: messenger RNA, 1656 nt
Organism: Nomia melanderi (Alkali bee)
Lineage: Eukaryota; Metazoa; Arthropoda; Insecta; Hymenoptera; Halictidae
Gene: nmdyn-D7
Product: nucleoside diphosphate kinase homolog 7
Biological process (GO): CTP biosynthetic process; UTP biosynthetic process; GTP biosynthetic process
Cellular component (GO): axonemal microtubule; centrosome
Molecular function (GO): nucleoside diphosphate kinase activity; ATP binding
Source: RefSeq, a predicted model, not a curated record